Molecule: messenger RNA, 1962 nt
Organism: Amphimedon queenslandica
Lineage: Eukaryota; Metazoa; Porifera; Demospongiae; Haplosclerida; Niphatidae
Product: intraflagellar transport protein 74 homolog
Exons: 23
Coding region: 92-1834 (580 amino acids)
Biological process (GO): cilium assembly; intraciliary transport involved in cilium assembly
Cellular component (GO): cilium; intraciliary transport particle B
Molecular function (GO): beta-tubulin binding
Source: RefSeq, a predicted model, not a curated record
GCCACUUUUCUUCCCCAAGUCUUACUUCAGACCGUCUUUUAUACAAAACCAAGUGUCCUGGAUUCAGUGGAUUGCUCUAGAGUCUAAUAAGAUGUCUAAUUAUCGCCCUCCUCCUACUGGAGGGAGACCUCCAAGACUACCAACAGGGUCCGGCAGACUUCAAACUGGCAGUUUCAGGAUUGGUACCGGAAUGCGUCCUGGUAGCCGUGGGGUAGGUGGGAUAGGAGGAGGUGCCCUGAAUUCUCAGGUAGUUAUAUCGGAUAGGCCAGUCACAGGACAGGGACUAGGAGGAAUGGGUACUGGUGUGAAAGGUCCACAGAGACAAGUGCAAGAUAAAUCGUAUUAUUUGGGAUUAUUGAGGAGCAAGAUAGGUGAACUAAACAAUGAAGUUAUGAAGCUGACAAGAGAGCUGGACAGUCUUCAGCAAGAGAGUGCUACAUACAUGACAUAUGAGAAGAGAGCUGAAGUGCUUGCUAGUGAAGUGGAGGAUUUAAGAGGAGAAUUAGGAGACUAUAAUACACUUAUUGAUAAGUUGAAUACUGAAACUGAAAUCGAAGCAAUUAUUGAAGAUUAUUCUGCAUUAUGUCAUCAAAAUGAAAUUGAAUCCCGGACUAUCGAUUCAUUGUUUGCUGAGAAACAUCAACACGAGAUCAAAGCCAAUCAACUCGAGACAGAAAUUGAACAAGAAAAGCAACUAACAGAAACCCUCAUUGAAUCAAUGGAUGAAGAAGUACGUAGUAAAUAUCAUCAACUAAAAUUAGAAAAUGCUCAAAUUAAAGAAGAUGCAGAACAGAAAGAGAAGGAGUUAGAGUCUCUAACAGAGAAAGCAAAGAUGCUUAAAGAAGAAGUUGCUACAUCAGAUUUAAAGCAAAGAGCAUUUCAAUUGCAUCAACAGUUAGCGGAAGUGACUGCUAAACGUGACGAAUGGAAACAGAAGGAAAAAGAAACUCCGGAACAAGAGAGAGAAAGAUUACUGAAACAAGUUAAACGUGACAAUCAAGAAAUAGCAUCACUUGAAAGAAGGUCUGAUGAGCUGAGGGAUGAAUUGGAUAAGCACCAGGAAUCACUGAGACAAACUGAAGCUAAUUUAGAUGAAGCACAAGGAGAGAAAGCAGCAAAAAUAAAAGAAUUAAAAGCAAAGGAAGAUGAGAGACAAAGCUAUAUAGACAGUUUUGAAGAUCUUAAGAAAGCAGAAAUGGAAAAACUAGAGAAUCUGCAAGAAAUGAUAGUUGGUGUACUUGAACAUAUAAGCGAGGCUAUAGUUGAAUCUGAGAAUCUUCCCUCAGUCUCACAGUAUCAGGAGCUACAAGAGGAUCUAUUGUAUAAGCAGGAAGAAGUGAAGAAGGCAUCAAAGACUGCCAAUACUCUUGAAUCACAAAAUGCACAACUUCAAAAAGACCUGCACAACAUCAAUGAGAUGGAAGAUAAAAUUAAAAAGGAGCUUGAGACACUCAAGGAGAAUAUAUCCACAAUGGAACAGGAAGUUGAGGUAUUCAGUGAUUUAGAGAAAUUGAGAAAUGAUCAGGAAAUGAUAGAAAAAGGACUUAUUGUUGAAAGGGAGAAACUGGCUCAAAGAAAGAUAGCAGUGAAGAAAAAUACAGAGGAGGUACAAGCUGUCUAUGAAAAUGAAAAAGCAAUACUAGCUAAAGAUGAAACUUAUACACAGCUGGGGAAUUUAGAAAGGAAACUGCAACAUAUUGAGCAAAACAAUUUCGUCAUGAAAGAAUUUAUAGCAACAAGACAAAUGGAGGGCAAUUACAAACAGGUGGCAGAGAGAGUUCAACAACUACAGAAGGACUACAAUGAGCUACUGAUACAAGCUAUUCAACCUUGAGAGACCGUGUGUGUGGUGAAACCAGACAUAAUAAUAAUAAUAACAAUAAUAAUAAUAAUAAAUUAAUUGUUUUUAAACUAUACACACUAUUAUACAUUGUUAAGGCAGACUUUCACUUCUGAUAUUAA